Messenger RNA from Scaptodrosophila lebanonensis, 1533 nucleotides. RefSeq names its product deoxynucleoside kinase. NCBI's taxonomy places the organism in Eukaryota, Metazoa, Arthropoda, Insecta, Diptera, Drosophilidae. Gene Ontology annotation, molecular function: deoxynucleoside kinase activity; ATP binding. The transcript has 4 exons. Gene Ontology annotation, biological process: nucleobase-containing compound metabolic process. The record is from RefSeq and is a predicted model, not a curated record. Gene Ontology annotation, cellular component: cytoplasm; mitochondrion. The coding region runs from base 361 to 1167 and encodes 268 amino acids.
AAAGUACUAAUAUUACAUAUGUAUAUGGGGUUGGUGUACUGCAAAUAAAAUUAAACAAACGAAAUGAUUGCAAUACGCCAUAACAUUUAAAUGUCAUAGAUGUCGCACCAGUGUUGCCACCUUGUUAAAUAAGGGGAUUGAGGCUUAGAGCACAUUGGCACCAAGUACUUUCAAUGAAAGCAAGUAAAUCUGUCUUUAAUGUUGAUAGGAAAAGCAAAAAUUGUGAAAUUACCGCUUUAGGAAACCGGCUACAAUUAAAAAAAAAAAAUCGAUGAUAACAUAUGCAUAAAAUCUUAUCAGAGAUAUAAUUGCUGAUGGCGUUUGCCUCGACAAAGUAAUUCUUUGCAGUAACGCCUAUCAAUGCGAUUUAUAAUAAACGUGCCUUUUAACAUUUUGCAUCAGGGACUAGCAGCCAUACGAGCCAAGGCGAAAACUUGCGUCGCGAUGGGACGCAAAUAUGCGCAGGACACGCAACCAUUUACGGUGCUGAUCGAAGGCAACAUAGGCAGCGGCAAAACCACGUUCCUUAAUCACUUUGAAAAAUAUAAAAACGACAUCUGCCUGCUGACAGAGCCGGUGGAGAAGUGGCGUAAUGUGAAAGGCGUCAAUCUACUGGAGCUAAUGUAUAAAGAUCCCAAAAAGUGGGCCAUGCCCUUUCAAUCUUAUGUGACGCUGACCAUGUUGCAGUCGCAUACGCAGAAAACAGACAAGAAGAUGAAAAUUAUGGAACGUUCCAUCUUUAGUGCAAGGUACUGCUUUGUGGAGAACAUGCAUCGCAACGGAUCACUGGAGCAGGGCAUGUACAACACAUUACAGGAAUGGUAUAAAUUCAUAGAGGAAUCCAUACAUGUGCAAGCCGAUCUCAUAAUUUAUCUGCGAACGUCGCCGGAGGUCGUUUAUGAGCGUAUGCGUGCGCGCGCGCGUUCUGAAGAGAGCUGCGUACCCCUAAAGUACCUGCAGGAAUUGCAUGAGCUACACGAGGAUUGGCUCAUACACAAACUUCGACCAGAGCAUGCCAAAGUCUUGGUACUGGAUGCAGACCUGGACCUGGAGAAAAUUGGCAAAGAGUACCAGCGCUCCGAAUCAAGCAUAUUCGCCAUUUCAAGCACGAGGCAACCUACAGCAGUGAUGGUGUCACCCAGCAAACGGCAAUGCAUGUCUAGUUAAUGAGUCGAUAGACAUGCAAAUAAUACAUCACUACAAUUAGACGGAAUUCAUAAAUUUAGAUAUUUAGAUAAAUAAUAACAUUAGUUAAGGACAAAGUGUGGAGUCGCGACUUUAAACGGCUUGGCAAUUCACUAAAACAUGCUGGCAAAACUAAUUACUAUAUAAGGACCUGUUUAUUUAGUGUUGCAUUUUAACAAUUCCUAUGUGAGCAUAAUUUGGCAUUUUAGUUUUCGAUUUGUAUUCCUAUAAUCAAAAUUAUACCAACAUUAUUAUUAUUGUAAAAUAAUUAAAUUGCAUUUGACGUUUUGUUCAUAUUAAAUAAUGUAUUUUAAAGCGAAUAAAAGUGAAAAAUUGUUUAACGAUUCA